GGCUGGUCUCCGAAGUGGGGGAAGGGCCAGGACUGGCCGGGAGGCGGAGCGGAAGCGGACUGUGAGGGACGAGAAGAGUAGAAUCUCCACGAGCUGGGAACCACCUCGUCCGUGAUUCUCAAUCUUGGCCUUUUUCCAUCCCGACCUGGAGGCUGCUUCGCGAGCGCAGGACGCAAUUGACGCCUGCUAAUCGACUUUCGCUGCGCCGCCCCAGCUCGGCAGCCCGUUGGCGGCGGCGACAGUGACAAGAAGCCCACAGGCAAGGUUCAGUACCUGGGGCUCUGCAAAUUAAACUGACAGAAGCCAAAUAAAUAGGAGGAAAAGGUUGAUUUCAUAUGCAAUUGAGGAGCAUUACAGAAAUGAAAUGAAAACCAAAGAAGCAGAGUGAAUUGAGAGUUGGAGGCAACUUUGCUGAAGAUGAAGAAUAUACAGUAUUAGAGGAGGAGAUUUUUUUUUUCUUUCACAAGUCUUGGUGGUUUGGUAGCUUACAUCUAGUCACCACUCUUCAGCUGACUGUGUUUGCUUCAUCAGAAAUGAUUUUUACAAUCUCAAGAAAAACCAUGUCCCAGAAAUUGAGUUUACUGUUGCUUGUAUUUGGACUCAUUUGGGGAUUGAUGUUACUGCACUAUACUUUUCAACAGCCAAGACAUCAAAGCAGUGUCAAGUUACGUGAACAAAUACUAGACUUAAGCAAAAGAUAUGUUAAAGCUCUAGCAGAGGAAAAUAAGAACUCGGAUGUUGAAAAUGGCGCUUCUAUGGCAGGAUAUGCGGAUCUAAAAAGAACAAUUGCUGUCCUUUUAGAUGACAUUUUACAACGCUUGGUAAAGCUGGAGAACAAGGUCGACUAUAUUGUUGUGAACGGUUCAGCGACCAACACUACCAAUGGCACUGGUGGAAACCUGGUGCCAGUCACCACGAAUAAAAGGAUCAACGCGUCGGGCAGCAUUAGAUAGCAGUCGAAGAUCACCUGUGCGGCUACAUCCACCGUGGGUCAUGUCCUAUGGCAGAAAGCUUUUCAGUUGCUGGCUAGGAUAGAGUAAUACUGUACAAUAAAAGCCCCACGUAUUUCUGAGGAAUAUGCUGGAUUCACAGAACUCUAAUUCUGUACAUAAUUUUAAAAGUUAUUGUUUGCUUUCAGGCAAGUCUCCUCAAUGCUGUACUAUAUCCUUAAAGGGAAUUUGGUGACAUGGUUGAUGGUAGUAAGCAGGUAGGUGAUCUUUAUAAAUCUUUUGUGUUUGAGAUCAAGGUGGAACAAAAACACUGAAAGACAUGGGUUCAUUUCUAUAAAAUAUUUAUUUAAAUAUAUCACAUGUUUUUUAGACAAGUGGAGGAUAUUGUUAUUGAGUCAUUUUGUCAUUUGUUCUCCGUUGGUUUAACUGUUAGACUAACGUUAUUAGUAAAUGUGCUUACUUCCAGCACUAUAUUUUGUUACUCAGAUUAUGAGCAGGGAAAGGAAGUAUAAUGUUGAAAAUAAGGUUUUGAAUUCAUGACCCAAAGAAUGUCUUCAUUUGCACUAUCCUUCAGAAUAACUGGAGGUUAAUUAUUGUAUAUUUUGAAAAAUUACAUUUAUAAGGGUAUAAUCUUGAAAUGGUUAAUAGCCACUGUCCGUAACCUAUUCUAAACAUCGAGACAAUUAAAUAACAUAAAGAUAAUAAUCUCUAGUCUCAUACAUAACAUUUUCUUACAUAUACCCUGAAGAAUAGAAGAUAUUUUUAUGAUGAGGUUAAAAAUAAGUAAAGUAUUAAUUCAUGAUUUUUCACAUACAUGAAUAUUAAUUUGAAAGUUAAAUCCUUUGAGUGUGUUAGGUGGAAAGCACAUUAUUUCCUUAUUUGGGUAAUUUUUGCUUUUGUUUUGUUGGCAGUGUAAGGGGAGACUGAGAUGUUUGUGAGACUGGGAUGCUUGAGGUCUUUAGCCAGGUGUAUAUAAUAAAGGUAUUUGUGCUGCAUUAAAUUGCUUGGAAAAUAUUGACAUUAUGUAAGAGUAUCUGGCUUUAUGGAAUUGUGGAUUUGUGUAACAGAUACAUUAGGUAUUCAUUUUAUAUAAUGACCAGUUAAAAACAAUUAAGAACAUUUAAAAUAUAAUUUAAGUUAUGAAGAUUGACUCUCUUUUCAGGAAAACAGCUAUUGUAUAUAGCACAAGAAAUCCUAAUCAUGGGUAAUUCUAGGAUAGAGCAAAGUACACCUUUAUUUAAAUUUCCUUUGUAGCAAAUUUAAUUGCCAUAUGGUGCCCUAUAUUUCAUAGUAUUUAUUCUCUAUAAUAACUGCUAAAGUGCAGCUAGCUUCUAGAUUUAGGCUAUAUUGAAUUUAGUUUUGGAUAUUGUAUUGUUCGUUAUUGUAAUAUGCUACCACACAUAGUAGCAAUAAUUAUAAUGCUUUAUUAAAAUAAAUAUGAGAAAAUAUUGUUUCAUGACAGGUAGCUUUCUAAACUCUUUUCUGUAUACUCUAUCUUUAUGUGAAGAAAUUAAUUACAUACCAUUGCCAGGUGAAGUUUGGAAUAAUUGUUCAGUCUUAUUAGAUGUGGACAUUUUUGUUUUUUGUUUUUGUUUUCAGGGAUGAAAUAAAAUAUAUUAUUUG
Molecule: messenger RNA, 2573 nt
Organism: Ailuropoda melanoleuca (giant panda)
Lineage: Eukaryota; Metazoa; Chordata; Mammalia; Carnivora; Ursidae
Gene: CCDC126
Product: coiled-coil domain containing 126
Exons: 4
Coding region: 534-953 (139 amino acids)
Cellular component (GO): membrane
Source: RefSeq, a predicted model, not a curated record